AAACUAUCCCACGAAUAUUCAUUCUUCUAGGAAUUGCAGAACCUUUUUUAUGCUCCAACUUUUGAUGAUGCUAGAUUAGCAUCUCCGCUGACCUAAUUUGAAAUUGGAGGCUGCGAAUGAACAUUUAAUCGAAACAAGAAUUGUUGUUGGAGUGCAUGCACCGACAAAAUUGAUGGGUACAGACGCCAUUGUUAAGCAAAAGGUAAAGCAUCCGCAUUUUUAUUCCAAUUGACCCAACACCUUCUUCUCCCUUCUUUGCACGCCUUAUUAGACUUUUCUUUCUCUUUUUACUUCCCAACCCUAUUUUCUUUCUGUAACUAAAAUCUGACCCUUCUUCAAAACAAACAAAUUAGACUUUUCUUUUCUUCUUAAACAAACACGUUAUCUACAAAUUGUAUUUCUCAAGAACAUUAUUAACAAAGAAACCAAAACCACUCCUUCCCAUUUGUUUCCAGAUGCCCUCUUUAAGAUCUCAUCUUUGAUAACAUUGAAGCUAAAAUUUACAAAGGCAAUUCCAUCAGAGAAGCAAUUUUAUUUUAGUUUCCAUUGGGGUAUAUCCUUUUCGCGCCAGCUGGUGGUAUCUGCAUCAUCUGUGUAGAUUGUGAGAAUUAUUGAUCAUUAAAGCUCGUAUAUUUAAUAUAGCAUUUGGAUUUUGAAGUGCUGAAUGUAAGCUUGGAGCUUCACAAGCUGUAAUCUAUGGGGGAGUGGGUUAUUGGAGCUUUUAUCAAUCUUUUUGGCAGCAUUGCCAUCAAUUUUGGGACUAAUCUUCUUAAAUUGGGUCAUACUGAGAGAGAAAGAUACUCUAUUCUAGAAAAUAAUGGAGGAAAUGCAAAGAGUCAUUUGAAGCCUAUCAUACACUUCCAGACUUGGAGAGUUGGUAUUCUAUUUUUCCUACUUGGAAAUUCUCUUAAUUUCAUUUCCUUUGGAUAUGCUGCUCAGUCACUUCUUGCAGCCCUGGGGUCGGUUCAGUUUGUAUCCAACAUCGCAUUUGCUUACUUUGUGCUGAACAAAAUGGUGACUGUAAAAGUGCUUGUUGCUACAGCCUUUAUUGUGCUGGGAAAUGUUUUUCUUGUUGCAUUUGGCAACCACCAGUCUCCAGUGUACACGCCGGAGCAAUUGGCAGAGAAAUACAGUAACAUGACAUUCCUUAUGUACUGUAUAAUUUUGGUUUUACUUGUUGCCGUGCAUCAUUACAUGUACAGGAGAGGGGAAAUUUUGAUUGCUGUUUCUGGUCAAGACCUUAAACCUUAUUGGCAGAUGCUACUUCCUUUUUCGUAUGCUGUAGUUUCUGGUGCAGUAGGAUCAUGUUCAGUACUGUUUGCAAAAUCUCUAUCUAAUCUCCUAAGGUUGGCCAUGUCUGAUGGUUAUCAGUUGCACGGCUGGUUUACAUACUCCAUGCUGCUUUUAUUUCUUAGUACAGCUGGAUUUUGGAUGACGAGGUUGAAUGAAGGAUUGGCAUUGUUUGAUGCAAUUGUUAUUGUUCCGAUGUUUCAAAUUGUUUGGACUUUCUUUUCCAUUUGUACAGGAUUUGUAUACUUUCAGGAAUAUCAGGUUUUUGAUGUACUUAGGACUACAAUGUUCAUACUAGGAAUGACAUGUGUUUUCAUUGGCAUUUCUUUGCUUGCACCUGAUGAGCCAAGAGGUGGUGACGGAAAAGAUAAUGCAUCUUUAGUCUCAGUUGUGUCUUCAAGUGUUUCAAGUGAAUCAGACAGGCUGAUCAAUCCAUCUGGAGACGCUCAAAGUAAAGACCCAAGAACACUUGUGCAAGGAACAAUCGCGAAGGUCAUGGAGAUAUUAACCAAGGCAAAGGCGGCUUGGUCAUUUUCACUGGGUUUCGGAGAGGACUCAAUAAAUGCAUCUGCAGUUCUCGUAAUGCCAAUGGUUUCAUCAAAGAUGACAGGAUUUAGAGGAAAUAUAUUUGAUCGGCCUAAGAUUUUCUCCCUUAGAAAUUCUGGUUGGAGUAAAAUCUCAAUGGAUGAAGAUGGUGUAAAAGUGUUAGAUUCUAAUCCAGUGCUUCCCCAAAGCCUUUGAUAGAAAUAGUAGCUAGCAGUGAUUUUUUCUUCUUCCAUUCUUUAUCCUUUUCUUUAUCCACCCGUUGUUUAUAGCAUUGAAAUUGAUCAGGAAUUACUGAUUUGUGCUACGCUUCAGCAUUCUUAUAGUUUUCGAAACACUACCAUAUUGUAUAUACGUUGCUCACUUGCUGGAUUCAGAAUAAUGCAGAUAUUUGUAUAGUUUUUUUUU
Mercurialis annua (annual mercury) is the source of this 2241-nucleotide messenger RNA. RefSeq names its product probable magnesium transporter NIPA8. Lineage: Eukaryota; Viridiplantae; Streptophyta; Magnoliopsida; Malpighiales; Euphorbiaceae. Gene Ontology annotation, cellular component: membrane. Gene Ontology annotation, biological process: magnesium ion transport. The transcript is spliced from 14 exons. Gene Ontology annotation, molecular function: magnesium ion transmembrane transporter activity. The coding region runs from base 697 to 2031 and encodes 444 amino acids. The record is from RefSeq and is a predicted model, not a curated record.